Pocillopora damicornis (cauliflower coral) is the source of this 1044-nucleotide messenger RNA. RefSeq lists its product as uncharacterized. The record is from RefSeq and is a predicted model, not a curated record. NCBI's taxonomy places the organism in Eukaryota, Metazoa, Cnidaria, Anthozoa, Scleractinia, Pocilloporidae.
AUGUUAAAGCCAAAGAACAUUCUUGUUUACGUGACUGGAACUACCACCGGUCCAGUGCUAGAUGUAAGCGACAAAGUUGAAGUCCAGGUUAAAACAAAAAGUAUCCCUUCAUUUUUAGUUUGGCUGAUUACGGAUCCAAGAUUGUAUUAUCCUCUUCAUCAAGAAAAAGACACAAAAAAAUGGAACCAAAGACAACGAAAACGAGGCAGUGUUGAUGUCUACCUCUGGAAAGCUGUCAUAGAUCCUUCCAAGCUACAGGUGGAAGAUCAUCCACAGUUUAAAGGUGUCUGCCUUGUCAAAACAGAUGGAAAAAUAACUUCUCCUCGUUGUCCAGGAAAAGCACAUAAUUCCCUGCAACUACACAAGGAUCUAGAUCUAGAAUGGGAAAAAGCUGAGGUUCCGAAGUGUCGAGGAGGAAUGUCUUUACUGGAUUGUAAUUCCUUGGUGCAAGCCAUUGUAGAGUACAUGAAGGACAACUACCCUACUACACCGGAAGAGUUUAACUUUCAGGCGGAACUGAAAGUUGUUAGUCACUGGGACUGGUUCGAAGGAAAAGAGUCACCGAGACGUAAACCAGGUCCUCGUGACGACUUCCGUAUAAAAAAGGCAGUGAAGAAAACAUUUACAAAAUGGUGUAAGGAUGUAAGGGAUCAAGAGUCAGCCAGUCAGUCCUCAGAAUCUGAUGACGAGUACAUAUCAGGUUUAAAAGAAGAUAUUUGUGCUCUCAAAAUGUAUUUCAACAAAGGAGAGCUGGAAGAAGAUGAAACAGAAAAUGAGAAAUACUCCUAUGUGCAGUAUGAAAAUGAGGAUGAGUGUAGCCCAAUAAAACUAAAAUUGACCAAGGACAACGCACCAAAUGGGGUGGCCAAGAGCGCUCUGCAUUUGGAUGGAGACUUGCAUUACGAGGAGGAAACAUUACUGAAAAGAAGAUCAGGGAAAAGGUACUGGGAAACCACCAUCUCCAACUCUGCAACUCUUGUAUACAACGAGAUUCUGCUGAAAAUUGAGGGUCUCAAUGAGGUCCGUCAUUCGUCAAGCAUCUAA